GAAUGAAUCAGGGUGUACCUGCAGAUAUAUAUAGCGUAUUUCACAACAUAUAUUCACUUCGUCAUUAACACAUUAUGGAAAAACAAGGGCCAAUUCCUUCCGAUGCUCCGCCCUCUUACGAUAAGCAAGGAGAGACGGCAAUGAGAAGAAACCCACCUAUGACCUACCCUGCCUACGCUGCUCAGAGCUACUCUGCUCAGAAUGAGUACGUGGUGGUCACACAACCCUAUCCUAACGCGAUAACGAUAAAUGUUCCCGUCCCCGACUACACGAGACUCGCCAUAUUUGCCACAAUCUUUUGCUGCUUGCCGCUGGGAAUUUUCGCCAUUCUACGGGCACAAGAUGCGAGACGGGCGGCAGCGAGAGAUGACCCAGUGAUCGGAAUCCAGCUGGCUGGUUCGUCCAAACGUUUGUCCAUCAUCGCCAUCGCCUGUGGAAUUCUACUUCUCGUCCCAGCGACAUGCGUUCUCAUCUGGUACUUUGCCGAAGGAAACAGCGCAUGUUACCGCUACUUUUGUUGAUAAACAAUCGCUUUAUACUGCGUAUUACUGCCAUUACUAUUGAUAAACAAUUACAAUAUACUGCUUGUCACGGCCAUUACUGUUGAUAAACUAUCACUUUAUACCGCAUGCUACGGCUACUACUAUUAAUAAACAAUCACUAUACACUGCAUGUUAUGGCUACUACUCUUGAUAAACAAUCACUAUAUACUGCAUGUUGCGGCUACAUCCGUUGAUAAAAAAACAAAGAUUAUUGUAUUCAACAAAGGUGGCAAGCUCAUAAAGAGAUUUCGUUUUACAUACGAUACAAUUGCUA
Messenger RNA from Gigantopelta aegis, 816 nucleotides. RefSeq lists its product as uncharacterized. Lineage: Eukaryota; Metazoa; Mollusca; Gastropoda; Neomphalida; Peltospiridae. Gene Ontology annotation, cellular component: membrane. The transcript is spliced from 4 exons. Bases 75 to 521 code for a protein of 148 amino acids. The record is from RefSeq and is a predicted model, not a curated record.